This is a messenger RNA of Cyprinodon variegatus (sheepshead minnow), 3320 nucleotides long. RefSeq names its product rho GTPase-activating protein 27-like (gene arhgap27l). The record is from RefSeq and is a predicted model, not a curated record. Gene Ontology annotation, molecular function: protein binding. NCBI's taxonomy places the organism in Eukaryota, Metazoa, Chordata, Actinopteri, Cyprinodontiformes, Cyprinodontidae. Gene Ontology annotation, biological process: regulation of GTPase activity; signal transduction. The transcript is spliced from 22 exons. The coding region runs from base 223 to 3237 and encodes 1004 amino acids. Gene Ontology annotation, cellular component: cytoplasm.
GAGGAGGAGGACAUGCUGGGACUGGCAGGUCGGCCAGAGGUGGAGCCACAGAGACAGGAACCUGUUUGAAGGAUUCAGAACCUGAGAAAAACUGGAUCAGGAUGUUUGGCUCCAACUUCUGCUGCAGGUCGCUGAGAAUCAGCUGUAACCUUUGACCCCCAUUACCAUCAGAGUUGUGUCUACCUGAGGGGGCGGAUCCCGAAAGAGUUCAGGGACGUAAACAUGGCCGCAACUUCUACGGUGCUGAGCCGGGGUCUUGGUCUGGUCCUGGUGGAGUUCAAGUAUGAGUACAUGGAUCGGGAUGGGGUUCUAGUCUCCAUCAAACCAAAUGAGCGCUACAUUCUGUUGGCCAAGUCCAACGACCACUGGUGGCAAGUCCGAAACGACAGCAACUCCAAACCCUUUUACAUCCCGGCCAAAUAUGUCAAGGAGCUGCCCACAGAGUUACCGUCUCCACUCGACUUUGUCGACCCAUCCAGUCUGGAGCCUCCUAAUCAUCCGGUGUUGGCUCCGGCUCCUGCUCCUGUUCCUGUACCUGUACCUGUUCCUGUCCCGGUUCCAAAGAACCUGGAGGACCCGGGGGGAACCAGAACCAAACAAAACGAUGAGGUGAUGAUCCAUGUAAGACCUGACACCUCUAAUCGCCACCAUCGGAGUGAGAACCGCAUGUCCACAUUUGGCGUACCCCUAGACCUGCCAGACCUGUCGCAUGUUGGGUCGUCAUCAAGGGUCCACGGCACACACCCUGCUUGUUCUGCUGAUACCGGAACCACAGCUUCCACUCGGACUACAAACGUGGCAGACAGUAAAAAGCAGCCUCAAAUACAGGCCCUCCUUGAAGACCAAACUGAUUCGGCGAAACCACGAGUUCCAAGCUUCAGUCCAGCUGACCCUCGGAUCGGCAGCCGGCCCCAGAACCAUCCCAUCCCCGUGGAGAUGCCGACCGUUCCCCCUAACAGUAGGACAUCUGAGGAAAUUUUGCUUACUUCACAUGACAGCAAGCAUCACAAAGAGGAACCAGAGGAGGAGGAAGAGGAGGUGGUGCCUGAGGAGGCAACAAGCUCGGAGAGCAGUGAAGAAGAGGAGGAGUGCCGAGGUCACCACAUCUACGAGUCCAUCCAGGACCUGAACCUGAACCUGGAGGCUCUGUGUAGAGAACAAAAGGGUCCAUCAGCACCUUCAGAAUCCGCACCUCAAGAAUCGGUACCUCCUGCUUCGAUCCAGCCCGCUUCACAGGACCAAACGUCGCAGGGCCCUAGCUCACCCAUAUACGCAAACGUCUCCUCCCUGAAGAAAACUUCUCAGCCUCAGAUCUCUAUCACUUCCCAGCCCCCUGCAGACUCUGAACCUUCAGCAGCAAAUGAUGCCGUCUUAUCUACCAGCUCCUCCUCCAGCAGGAUAAGCCCCGCCUCCCCUGGGAGCCCACAGGAUGUAUGGCAGGAGCACACUGAUCAGGGGAGUGGAAGGAGGUUUUAUUACCAUCCUCUGACUAGACAGACCACCUGGUCGGAUCACCGAGUUCAUCCACCGACCGGUGACAUGGACCCAUACAGUCCGCUCUCCCCAGCCUCCUCCCAGGGUUCUGGUGACUGGGAGGAGGUGACGGAUGGGGCCACAGGCAGGGUCUACUACUACAACCCAAACACAGGAGCCACAUCCUGGGAUCCACCUGACCCAAAGUCCCCUUCAUCUCCUCCUGGAUCCAAGCAGGAUUCUGGCCCGCCUCCGCUACCAAAGGCGGAUUAUCCCGUGGGCAAACAUUGCGAUGAGGAAGACUCUGUAUUUAUGAAGCCACUUCCUCAGAUUCCAAGAGCUCAGCUGGACCUGAAGGACCCGACUAGCCAACAGAGGCAGCAUGAGCAGAGGCUGGUGGGAAAUGGAGUUUCUGUUGGGGGAGGAGCUCCCCAGGCAAGGAGCUUAAGACACAGUAUCGCUGAAGAUGUGUUUUCCCCUGGACACAGAAGGAUCUCCUCUGACCUCACAGACGCUUCCAGAAAGCCUUCUCCAGACAGUCCACAGUUCCCCAAUAGGUUCAGGCUGAGGAGGAAUCUAUCCAACCACAGCCCAGCCCCCUCUCAGCACCAUUGCCUUCUGCUGGAAAAGGCAGGAAUUGUUAACAAGACCAAAGUGGUUGAUCAUGGCAAAAAGAUAAGGAAGAACUGGAGUCAGUCCUGGACAGUUCUCCAUGGUGGGAUUCUUACUUUCCACAAAGACCCCAAAUUUUCUCCAGCUGGGAACAAUAUUAAAGCUGCACAGAUUGUUCCUGAGUACACAGUGGAACUGAGAGGAGCGACAGUUCAAUGGGCCUCAAAAGACAAGUCAUCAAAGAAGUUUGUUUUGGAGUUAAAGACUCGACAGGGCUGCGAGUAUCUGAUGCAGUACGAUACUGAGAGCAUCAUCGCAGACUGGUGCAAAGUCAUCCAGGACACCAUCCUUCAGCUGACGCCUCACCAGCCGGAACCGGAACAUCUAAGCGAUGAUGAUGAAGAUACAGGCUCAGACAGAGAGGAUAAGAAGAGAGCAUCCACCAGGAGCAACUUAGGAGCAGACUCGGAGCAGAGCCGGAUCCGGAGCAAACUGAGACGUUUCCUGCAGAGGAGGCCGACGCUGCAGAGCGUCAAAGAGAAGGGGUAUAUCAGAGACAAUGUGUUCGGCUGCUACCUGGACGUCCUCUGUAGCAGGGAAAGCUCCACCAUUCCCAAGUUUGUGGAGAAAUGCAUCCGGACGGUAGAGAGAAGAGGUCUGGAUGUUGACGGGAUCUACAGAGUGAGCGGGAACCUGGCGGUGAUCCAGAGACUCCGACACAAAGCCGACCAUGAAGAACAUUUGGACCUGGAUGACGGACAGUGGGAGGAGAUCCAUGUGAUCGCCGGAGCGCUGAAGCUUUUCUUCAGAGAGCUUCCAGAGCCGCUGUUUCCCUUCUACAGCUUUGAGAAGUUCAUCGCCGCCAUCCAGCUUCCAGACCACAGCCAGAGGGUCUCCUAUAUGAAAGACCUGGUCUCCUCUCUGCCGCUGCCGAACUACGACACCAUGAAGCUGCUCUUCAAACACCUGCGCAGGGUCAUCGAGCACAAAGAUUCUAACAGAAUGUCGGUGCAGAGCAUCGCCAUCGUGUUCGGACCCACGCUGCUCCGACCGCAGAUCGAGUCGGCCAACAUGACGGUCCACAUGGUCUUUCAGAGCCAGAUCGUGGAGAUCCUGCUCAACGAGUUCAAGGACAUCUUCUCUGAGAUGUAACUGGAGAUCCACUUUCACCUUCCAGAACAUUUUAAGGAACCUCCGUCAUUAUAUUUUCCAACCAGGAGAAGCUGGAACAAGUG